AUGGGUCUACGUAUCCAGAACAUCCCGAAUUUACCUGGCGGAAACAUUUCGUUGAUUUCAUCGUCCCUACUCAAUGGCAAGACGAUAUACGCGCUUGCGGGCCACGGAGAAGAUCUUAGUUUCGCGACUAAGAGAAGCUGCAACUGCGAAGAAUGCGAAUCGAGCUUCCUUUGUGGGCAUGGGAUUUUGGUCGAUGAUUUCUAUAAAGAACCAGAGGACAGAGGUAGCCGAGCUCUGAUGAGCUAUAUCCCGAUCACUGUUUUCGAUAUUCACAGCCAGUCAAGAGAGAUUCUUGCUCACUAUGGUCCUCGUUAUCCGUACACGAUAGUCAAUGCGGACUUUGCAAAGUCACUAGGUCAUCAGUUGACUCGAUCUAGCCCUUUCCAAGGCGAGAAAGUCAUCUGUCUCAGCAUGACUUUUGCGAAUCCGGCUAGGAUGGCCACAGCUCAUGUCAUCCAAUGCAUAGUUGUUGACGGGCAUUUGCCAGGAAUAAACAUGAUCCUGAACGAAAAGGACUUCGAGACACUACACAGUCGAUCUGAAUACUGGGCACGAUGCGCAGUUGUGAUGAGACAGUACCAGAACAAGGCUCAAGCUCUUUUGGACGGGUCAUUGCUUCAAACAGGAGGGGUCGCCAAGGCCACAUUUCACGGCACCGAUGGCCUCCAGCAUCCCACUUGGAUGGUAUUUGGGACCACGCUGAGUCAUAGCGAGAUCAGCAAACACGCUUUGCGACUAAUCGAGCCAAAAUGGCAAGAUUCGCCUCAGUUGGUACGCUUGAAGAUAGAGGUUCGGCCUGGGACCGUUAACGAAAUUCAAUUCAAUCCUGUCACAGAUUUGAAAAAUGUGUGCCUGGGCAGUGGCCUGGACAAAGAAAUUAUGGAAGGUUUCAAUGUCAGCAUCACAAUUACGGACUGGGCGCGGCUGAUUGGGCUAUCUCCGCCAAAACCCUGCUCUUGCUGUUCGAACAAUUUGGACUAUGGCCUUUUUGACAAUGUCAUUAUUGAAAAUUCUACUGGCACGAAAUUCAAAGUGUGCGUCCUAUUUUCUCCAAAGGAGGGAAUACAGAGCACUAUGUUCUCUUCAGUCUAUCUCAAAUUCUCGAAGCUGAAAUCUUUAGGCUCAGAAAUCCGUUGGAAUUUAAAGGAUAUAUCCAAGGUAGAGGCCCUAAGAGAACCAGACAUAGCUCUCGGUCCGGAGGAUUCAAUGGAGCUAUUUUCUCAUGGGAAACAACCGCGAUUCUCGGCGCAAUCUGUUCCAACGAACAUAGAUGGCUUCUGCGGCUUUUGUCUGGAAGAUUUCACCGAUGACAUUGCGACAAAAUCCCUCUCAUGUUGUAAAGGGGUUCUACAUUCCCAUUGUUACGACGACUUGAGUCAGAAAUUCGAAAAAUGCCCUUAUUGCCGUAAACCGUUUCGAGGGCUUUGA
Molecule: messenger RNA, 1428 nt
Organism: Rhinocladiella mackenziei CBS 650.93
Lineage: Eukaryota; Fungi; Ascomycota; Eurotiomycetes; Chaetothyriales; Herpotrichiellaceae
Exons: 2
Coding region: 1-1428 (475 amino acids)
Source: RefSeq, a predicted model, not a curated record